CUAGCCUAAGAAAUUUUUAAGAUGGCGAGUUUCUCAGCUUUAAAGGCCGUGGAAAAAGCUGGAUUUAUAGCGGCUCGCUCAUUCAGUACAACUUUUACAGCUAAAGCUUCACAAGUUAAGGCUCCUAUUAAAGUGUUUGGGAUUGAAGGUCGCUAUGCUCAUGCCUUGUACUCUGCGGCAGUUAAAAGUAAACAACUUGACAAAGUUGAGACAGAACUUGACAAGAUACAGGGACUUCUGAAAAGUGACCCAAAACUAGCAGAUUUUUUGAAAGACCCCACUUUAAACAAGGUUAAAAAACAAAAUACCUUGCAUGAUGCAUUUAAGAAGAUGAGCUUUUCUGAUCUUACCAUCAAUCUCUUCGGUGCUUUAGCUGAAAAUAAUCGCCUGCCUUUAUCUGGUAACGUUAUCAAAGCCUACUCACAGAUAAUGUCAGCCCAUCGUAAAGAAGUACCAUGUGUUGUGACAACAGCCAAAGCUCUUGAUGCAGCAAACAUGAAAGAAUUGGAACAAUCACUGAAAAGUUUUGUCAAACCAGAUGAAACUCUGAAAAUUGAGACAAAGAUUGAUCCAAAUAUUAUUGGUGGUAUGAUAGUGAAUAUCGCAGACAAGUACGUGGAUAUGUCCAUUUCAACAAAGAUUAAAAAGAUCACAAGUGCUAUGGAAGCAAACUUAGACUAAUAAUAUAAUUUUAUUCAGAUACGGAUCCACCCAGUUGUGGACACUGCUUUGCCUUUGUCAGGUUGUUUUGAGAUAAAUAAAUUUUUCAAAAG
Molecule: messenger RNA, 773 nt
Organism: Dendronephthya gigantea
Lineage: Eukaryota; Metazoa; Cnidaria; Anthozoa; Malacalcyonacea; Nephtheidae
Product: ATP synthase subunit O, mitochondrial-like
Exons: 8
Coding region: 22-681 (219 amino acids)
Biological process (GO): proton motive force-driven mitochondrial ATP synthesis
Molecular function (GO): proton-transporting ATP synthase activity, rotational mechanism
Source: RefSeq, a predicted model, not a curated record